Molecule: messenger RNA, 1330 nt
Organism: Paramacrobiotus metropolitanus
Lineage: Eukaryota; Metazoa; Tardigrada; Eutardigrada; Parachela; Macrobiotidae
Exons: 5
Coding region: 173-1066 (297 amino acids)
Source: RefSeq, a predicted model, not a curated record
UAAAAAGUGAAAAGUCACCGUAAAUGAUAACAAACCGGAAAGAUCAAAUUAAUUCAUAUUGUCAUUUGCUUGCACUGCGACGCUUGGGAACGAAACGUGGCGGGUCCGUUGACAAGACCGAAGUGGCAAUUAUCGUGCUGCACUGAAAGACAUUGAUGUUUGUGGAGUGAAGAUGAUGGCGAUGCAGGGAGGCAGCAGCCAGGACGCUGUUGCGUCGUCUGGGAUUGCGAACUCGGAGCAGCAGCAGGAGAGCCUGGUGGAGAACACGCUGGUGCAGGCGCAGGACAGCAGUCAGAGCGUCAGCCUGGUGGAUCGCUCGUGCACCACGGACGCCAGUCUGGCCUUGGAAGGCCGCAGCUCCCUGCCCAUGCCUGGCACUGGCAGGACGACCGCCAAGAAGAGCGCCGUGGAGCAGAAGCAGUACGAGGAGCUGCGCUGCCGGCUGGCCUUCCCCGCGCUGCCCUUCCGCCCGGCCACGGCCAGCCAGCAGCAGCGGACGCAGUGCGUCGGCCUGCUGGAGGGAUUUCUCUUCGAGGACAAAUGCCGGAGCAUGGAGAAGCUGGUGUACGGGGAGGUGGUGGAGGCGGUGUCGCGGCUGCUGCGCGGCAUGUGGAAGCGGAAAGCGUUGCUGGUGCCGCGGGAGCAACUGCUGCAGAUGACCGGCUCCCUCCACGACAUGUACCUCAAGAACGCCGAGCAGUGCAUCCUCACCUUCCGGGAGAAGCUGUGCAGUCUGCUGGAGAUUAAUCCGUUGGAGGACGAGACGGAGACGGCCAGUCGCGCGGCGCUGGACCAGGCGCUGCUGGAGCAGGUGCAGGAGCAGCUGGAGACGCUGCGCGCGCAGCAGGAGGAGGCCGCCCACCUGCAGGCCCACAACGCCGCCCUCGACGUCCUGCUGGCCGAGCUGGACCUGGAGCUGGGCGCCGCGCAGGCGCUGCAGGAGGCCGCCAGCGUCCGCCUGCCCCGCAUGGAGGCGCCGCUGAACAGCCACAUGGCCGACGCCGCCGGGGCCCUGCGCCAGUGCGGCGAGAUGGCCGUCCGCAUCGCGCGCAUGACGAAGCGCUGAUUUACUGCUCCAUCCGCUGCGUUCUUAUUGAUGAUUGUCCGCGUUGCGCGUCGCUGACGGGACUCGUUACUUUAACCGUUAGUUGGCUGUUGCAUCGCAUACUGCACUAGUAAUCUGGUGGCGUUCAGUGCGAGGCAGGUUGUCUCAAUAACCGCCAGUGAACGAUAAUUGUUAUUGUUUUUCACUUUGUACUCGUAGUAUUCCCUCUUCACCUGCGCAGUAUCUUUGCUUAGCCAGAGUAACAAAGAGAAAUUUAUUAACGGA